GUACACGUCUUCUCCCCACGGGGAUCCUAAAGUGCGAACCACCAUCAUAUCUCGGAUAUUACCUCUCGGGAUCUGAGCAAGGAUGUUAGAGAUCGAGAAGAGAAAGGAUGGUAGAGAGCAAGAAAAUUAUCAAAGCCUUCUCCCACAAAGUCCGCACGGGUCUGUAUUCUCCAACCGCAAACGCAUGUCCUGUUGAAGGGGCGAAUUCUUUGGUCAAACCUCUUCAUGCCCACAUAUCUUUCUGACGAUUUCAAGGUUGCAUAAUUUGCAAACGACGCCAUCUUAAGUGCGAUGAAGGCAAGCCACACUGCAUGAGAUGUAUCAAGGGAGGUCAUGCAUGUUGCUACGACAUCCCCCAAGCCAAUAUCUUCAGCAUCGCACCUGCCACAGACAAGACGCUGGCGAAGAGCAGUGACAGUCUCAAUUCCCAUUUUCAUCCCACUUCAACCAGCAAUGACCACGACCAUUCAACUUCAUUCCACCUCCGCAAAGUCCAACCACAUUUCGGUUUCGGCGACGAAGAAGAAUCCCGCUCCCUCAACCACUGGCUCCUCCGAACCUCCCCUAUGCUCUCGCACUACGGACCGAUGGGCGACUUCUUCACGAUCGUCGUCCCGCAACUGGCACAGACAUCCCCCGCCAUAAGACACAUGCUCGUCUCCUUGUCCAUGACACACGAAAAAUUCAUGAACGGUGUGGCAUACGCUUCUACCAAGUCCCAAGCUCGAGCACUAAGUCACUACGUCUCAGCCAUCACCGAGAUUCGCACCAACCCUCCCUCUCAAUCCCAUGUCCUAGCCGCCGCCCUGCUCGCCUGGACCAUGGAGAUGAUGCAGAACAAUUAUCCAGCAGCUCUCGUCCACCUCAAGGCGUCGCAAUCAUUACUACGCCAAUGUGAAUCCACCAAGCGGCUGGACAAGCCCGACGCCAACCUCAUCCAUGUGUCGCUCAGACCCACCGCCAUGCUGGCACAAGGUCUGACAGCCAUCGUGCUGCGAAAAGGCCUACCCACUCGCCAGAUGGAGCCAGAAUAUCAUAAUCAUUUGGAAAAUCCGUUCGCCGGCCCACCCUUUGCAUCCAUCGCCGAUGCCAGACAAGAGAUCUGCGUGUACAUUGAAAAGAUUGCAUCGUUGUCACAUUCUCGUCCCGACGAUGAUGCUGCCCUUAAGGACAUGGAGAUCGCACGUUCGCCAGCGGGAUCAAGAAACCGUGCCGUCGCCAGCGUUCGUCGCCUUGGUCCUCCUGUUUAA
Molecule: messenger RNA, 1250 nt
Organism: Exophiala viscosa
Lineage: Eukaryota; Fungi; Ascomycota; Eurotiomycetes; Chaetothyriales; Herpotrichiellaceae
Exons: 2
Coding region: 312-1250 (312 amino acids)
Source: RefSeq, a predicted model, not a curated record